AUGUCGGUGCGCAGUGCAGUGAACCGGGCACAGAAAAAGGCUCGUGGGGCGCCGCCUAUGUUGCCUGGAGGUAUGAUGCCGCAGAUGUUUGGCGGUCCUAUGAUGCCCCAGAUGUAUGGUGGGAUGAUGCCUCAGCAGAUGUUCCACCCACCUCAGUCUCAGGUGGGGGAAGGUGACACCUACACGUCAGAAGAUGAGCAUGAGCAGGUGUCGUCGUCUACUGUCCCGCCCAAGGCUGCAGGCAUUCCUUUGCAGCAGGAGUCGUCUGCUGUAACAGCAGUGGCAGAGCUGCAAGAGGAUGGUGUCCAGCGCCACCAGCGUCUACCAGAUGCCUUAAUUUCCCGCUCAGUGACGUAUGUCAAGCAACUUCCUCGCAAUAGGGUCUCAGAGACCUUAGAGGCAGUGGAUGGGCAACUGGACGCUUCGUUCACCUCAGAACUUAGCUCUGAUGGUUGUCUCAUUGUCCUGUGGCUUUACUGCAGGGUCAAACCUUGUGUGAAGAUCUCAGACCUGCGCAUCACCAAGUACUCGGAGUUCACCAGCAGAAUGAGUAGCUCCCACAGACGCAUUUUGCAGAAUGUGAGCCAAGACGUCUUCAAUAGUCAGGUUGUCAACAAGUUCAGCCUGGUGUUGACGGAUGAGAACAUCCGAGCCAAUGCCUGUGACUUGGGAUGGCAGGAUGAAUGGCUGAUCACCAACAGGCGCCGGCCCAAAGCACCACCGCCAAAGAGUGGCGACCUGACUCAGAUGUUU
Messenger RNA from Durusdinium trenchii, 753 nucleotides. NCBI's taxonomy places the organism in Eukaryota, Dinophyceae, Suessiales, Symbiodiniaceae. The record is from the annotation of a GenBank genome assembly.